Messenger RNA from Zychaea mexicana, 1389 nucleotides. RefSeq names its product amidohydrolase. Gene Ontology annotation, molecular function: hydrolase activity, acting on carbon-nitrogen (but not peptide) bonds. NCBI's taxonomy places the organism in Eukaryota, Fungi, Mucoromycota, Mucoromycetes, Mucorales, Lichtheimiaceae. The coding region runs from base 1 to 1389 and encodes 462 amino acids. The record is from RefSeq and is a predicted model, not a curated record. The transcript has 3 exons.
AUGCUGUAUAUCAACGGAACCAUCGUUACUAUGAACAAGAAGCGUGAAAUCAUCAAGGAUGGCGCUAUCUUGGUUGAGGGCUCGCGUAUCAAACAAGUCGGCAAGACUACCGAAUUGGUUGCUGCCAACCCUGACGAGGCUACCUAUGACUUGGAAAACAAGGUCAUCAUUCCUGGUCUUAUCGAUACUCAUGUGCACUUGGCACAAGCGCUCCUCCGUGGCUCUGGUGAUGACUGCGAGUUGAUUCAGUGGCUGUGCCAGACGGUUUGGGUUUUGCAAGGCCAAAUGACUGCUGAAGAAGCCUAUGGCAGUGCCCGUUUGUGUAUUGCGGAGAUGCUGAAGUCGGGCACGACUUGCUUUUUGGAAGCCAUGUGCGCCGAUCGUUAUGGUUUCAACGGUAUUGCCAAGGCCGUGGAAGAGUCCGGUAUUCGUGGCUGCUUGGGCAAGAUUGUCAUGGACGUGGGCAAGUAUGCAUCGCAAGAUGCUUGGUCGAUGCAUCCUGGUCUAGUCGAAACCCGUGAGCAGAGCUUGUUGGGUGCUUUGGACAUGCACGACAAAUGGCAUGGCAAGGCUGAUGAUCGUAUCCAUGUUUGGUUUGGUGCUCGCACACCCCCUGGUAUUAGCGUUGACUUGCUCAAGGAAAUGACCCAAAUCUCGCGCGAGCGUGGUAUCCGUAUCACAAUGCACUGUGCUGAAGUCGAGGCCGACAAGGUUCACUAUCGCGAAAACCACGGCAUGACCGCUGGUGAAUUCUGUCAGGAUGUUGGCCUGCUCGGCGACCAGACUGUAUUGGUGCAUAUGAUCUGGUUAGAUGAUCCCGAUUUCAAAUUGUUGGCCGAAACUGGCACACACGUUUCACAUAAUCCAUCGUCCAACAGCAAGUUGGCAUCUGGUGUUGCUCCCAUCCCGCGUCUUUUGGAAGCUGGUGUCAAUGUCGGUCUUGGUUGUGAUGGCGGCCCUAGCAACAAUAACUACGAUCUGAUUAUGGAAAUGAAGCUUGCAGCGCUUAUCCACAAAGCCGUGUCCUGCAACCCGGUUACCAUGCCAGCUGAAACUAUUCUUGAAAUGGCAACCAUCAAUGGUGCCAAGGCUGUUGGAUUGGAGCACGAAAUAGGAUCGCUUGAAGUAGGCAAAAAGGCCGAUUUCGUUGUGCUUGAUUUCGAAAGCAAGCUGCACACGACCCCUUCGCCCAACCCAAUUUCGACUUUAGUGUACUGUGCCACUGGUGGUGAAGUCGAAACCGUUGUCAUUGAUGGCCGUAUGGUUGUCGAAAAGGGCGAGCUGUUGACUAUGGACGAGGAGGGAAUUAAACGUGAAGCAAGACGUCAUGCCGAUAACCUCUACGAACGCGCUGGAUUCCGGGGCAAACCCAAGUGGCCCAUUGUUUGA